Messenger RNA from Eriocheir sinensis (Chinese mitten crab), 908 nucleotides. RefSeq lists its product as uncharacterized. The coding region runs from base 472 to 813 and encodes 113 amino acids. NCBI's taxonomy places the organism in Eukaryota, Metazoa, Arthropoda, Malacostraca, Decapoda, Varunidae. The record is from RefSeq and is a predicted model, not a curated record. The transcript has 3 exons.
ACCAUUUCCGAGUUAAAUGUUUAUUUAUGGCGUAUAAUUGGCAAUACUGCUAUCACGGACGGUGUUAAAGAGAAUGAUGAUGUAAUUGCUAACACAUUCUUGAAGGUUUGCAUGGUGGAUUUAGGUUCUCAGAAAUCAGUUUAGAUAUUGUCCGAUUAUGUUUAGAACUUUUUUAUUUAUUUGCUGUGCAUAUGAAAACAUCAUCACGUCUUUACCAUAGAUUUCUGUGGUGUGUGAGGCGUCAGAUCAGGUUUUGUAGGUCAACAUAUUUCCUCACUAAAUGAUACCUCCGCCAUUUGCCCCGCAGUGGAGAACAUCGCCUACAAGGGCAGCACUUGGGUCAACGACAAGAGACACUCGUGGUCAGACUGGAACUACGCCCCGGCGAGCCUGGCCGUGGACGGGAACCGGGACACGACCCUGCAAUCGUGCCCCGUCAUCGACAACGACAGCGUGGACGAGCCCGUGUGGAUGGUGGACCUGGGCGGGCGGCAGCAGGUGCGCGGCCUGGCGCUGCUCACCUGGCAGGGACGUGGCCAAGACCAGCAGACCCUGUACCGAGACUACGUGUUCGGCCUUGACCGCCUCACAGUCUUCGUCGAGAACCAGCGUCGCCUGGACACACUGUCGCCGCAGGACCACAAAAAGUGCGCCUCCAUUACAAGACUGAACAACGCUCUCUUCAGAGAGCGCGUGCACGUGGAGUGUCCUCAGCCCAUCAAGGGUCGUUUCCCGUACAUCAAGGCGAGCGGGGUUGCCAACAGGUGGCACCGCGUCUUCUCCAUGGUGCUGUGUGAGGUGAUGGCGUACUGACCCGCCUCGGCUGCUCACCACGCCCUCACCGACAUCAAACCCGCCUGCACUUCUUUCGCGGAUUAUGGUGAAAAGAAAAAUAUAAAUAACUAUUC